Molecule: messenger RNA, 1924 nt
Organism: Juglans regia (Persian walnut)
Lineage: Eukaryota; Viridiplantae; Streptophyta; Magnoliopsida; Fagales; Juglandaceae
Product: UPF0481 protein At3g47200
Exons: 1
Coding region: 161-1744 (527 amino acids)
Source: RefSeq, a predicted model, not a curated record
GAUAAACUGAGGGCAGGCCAAUUAAAACUGGUCAUCUCCUUUAUUUCUUUAGGAAUAAUAAACAUUUCAAUCGUGCUUUAGUUGCUAGAAGGCAUCUCUUAAAGCAAAGCCAAGCCAAGCCAAACCCAGAAAUAGAUCAGUAGGAUUCUCCACCAAAAAGAUGGUGGCUGUGUUCAACAAGGAGCACUUGAGUUGGUACCUCAUCACCCUCAAACUCAGAGAAGCUUUAGAAUCUGGGGUACCAACAACGCCUGCGGGAUUUUCAGGACAAACUCGGGAGCUGCUGCAGAAACAACAGCAGGAACCAUCAGAAUCUCUGCAAAUCGUGGUAAGACCAAAUGAUGGUGAAAAUUAUGAAGAGGAAGACGACAAUCCAACAGAUUCGGAAUGGGUGAUAUCUAUCAAGGAAAAGCUUGAGCAAGCGUGUCAAGACGAUAUUGCAGGCUCAUGGGCAAAGCUCUGCAUUUACAGAAUCCCUCACUACCUACGAGAAGGCGAUGACAAAGCUUAUGUUCCCCAGAUCGUUUCCUUGGGGCCUUACCACCACGGAAAGAGACGAUUACGCCAAAUGGAUCGCCACAAAUGGCGUGCCCUUCACCAUGUCCUCAAGCGUACUAACCAUGACAUUAAAGUCUAUCUUGAUGCUGUAAAAAAACUAGAAGAAAAAGCCCGCACCUGUUACGAAGGAUCGAUCUCUCUUAGCAGCAAUGAAUUCGUAGAAAUGAUGGUGCUAGAUGGUUGCUUUGUGCUUGAGCUCUUCCGGGGUGCUGCUGAAGGAUUCAAGCAACUGGGGUACCCUCGAAACGACCCCAUCUUUGCAAUGCGUGGCUCAAUGCAUUCAAUUCAGAGAGAUAUGAUAAUGCUGGAGAAUCAGAUUCCACUCUUUAUUCUCGAUCGGAUUCUGGGAAUUCAGUUAGGCUACCCAGACCAGAAAGGACUAGUAGCCCGGCUAACCCUCCAGUUCUUCGACCCUUUGAUGCCCACAGACGAGCCAAUGUCAAAAAGUGAUAGGAACAAAUUGGAGUCAUCGCUUGGACAUUCGACCACCUUUGACCCCUUAUCAGAUCAAGGUUGCGUUCAUUGUCUUGAUGUUUUCCGACGAAGUCUUUUGCGCACAGGGCCUCAACCGGAACCCAGGAUUUGGAUCAAGAGAUGGUCUCAUGGAAAUCGCGUUGCAGAUAAACGAAGGCAGCAAUUGAUACAUUGUGUUACAGAACUCAAGGAGGCUGGAAUCAAGUUUACGAAAAGGAGAACAGAUCGCUUCUGGGACAUAAAAUUCAAGAAUGGAAUUCUCCAAAUCCCUCGGCUCUUGAUCCACGAUGGUACCAAGUCGCUUUUUCUCAACCUGAUUGCCUUUGAGCAGUGUCAUCUUGAUUGCAGCAAUGACAUUACCUCAUAUGUUGUUUUCAUGGACAACUUGAUCGACUCUCAUCAGGAUGUGAGUUACCUCCAUUACCAUGGAAUAAUCGAGCACUGGCUUGGCAGUGAUGCCGAAGUUGCCGAUCUCUUCAACCGCCUCUGUCAAGAGGUGGUUUUUGACAUCAAUGACAGUUACCUUUCUAGUCUGUCCGAGAAUGUAAAUCGGUAUUACAACCAUAGGUGGAAUACUUGGCGUGCAAGUUUGAAGCAUAAUUAUUUCAGCAAUCCUUGGGCCAUUCUAUCAGUAGUUGCUGCUGUUGUCUUGCUGCUGCUUACUUUUGGACAGAGUUUCUACGGAAUAUAUGGCUAUUACAAGCCGAGGUGAAUCGGGUGAGUCCAAGCUUGAAGCUUGGUCUUUGGUUUGAGUUUUUUUCUUACAGAGUCCGGAAAAUGAAUACCCAGAUGUUUGAAUGUGUUUGUCUCGGUUUGCAGAGAUACUUAAUGAGGUCUCAAUAUUGAAAUUUGGUUGCCAAAUAAAUUUCAACCAAGCAGUCACCUAUCUUCU